AUGACAGAGUUUCUUAGAGAUAAACAUAUUCAAUAUGUGAAGGAUCUUGAUUCCAAGAUUACCCAGAAAUCUUACGAAUAUUGGCUUCUGGAGCAUCUCCGUAUGAAUGGGUUAUAUUGGGGUGUGGUAGUAUUGGUCACGUUAGAUGUGCUAGAGGAGACUUUGCCCAAGAAAGAUGUCUUUACAUACAUAGAAUCAUGCUGGGACCUGACGCAAGGAGGUUACGGUUCAUUCCCGGGGCAUGAUGCCCAUAUUUUGUCUACACUUUCGGCAAUUCAAAUCCAGGCUAUUUAUCAAAAGGAAGUGGAGGAGUUGGACUUCCCUCAUAAGAACGAAGUAGUCCUGUACAUAAAGGGACUUCAAAGGGAAAAUGGGUCCUUCCAAGGUGACACAUUCGGAGAAAUAGACACGAGAUUUACCUAUACUGCUAUCAAUGCAUUGUCCAUAUUGGGCGAGCUAGAUACAGAACUAGUUAGUAAGGGCGUUGAUUUCAUAAUGAAAUGUGAAAACUUUGACGGAGGAUUCGGAAUGGUUCCAGGCGCUGAAAGUCAUGCAGCGCAGGUAUUCGUAUGUGUUGCAACGCUCUCCAUUACCUCAAGCUUACACUUGAUAAAAAAUAAAGAAAUAUUAUGCGAAUGGCUUAGUGAGCGACAAGUGUUACCCUCAGGGGGUCUUAAUGGUAGGCCCGAAAAAUUGCCCGAUGUUUGUUACAGUUGGUGGGUUUUAUCCUCAUUGUCCAUUUUGGACAAAUUAUCGUGGAUCGACGACAAGAAAUUGAAAGAGUACAUAUUGGGUUGUCAAGAUGAACUCGGUGGAGGAUUCUGCGACAGACCUGGUAACCAAACCGACGUUUUCCAUACGUGCUUUGGAAUUGCAGGUUUAAGUUUGUUGGAAUCACUAGAACAAGAUUCCGCCGGUGGUCCUGUACUUAAUCCGGUAGAUCCAACAUAUUGCAUGCCAUACUCAACUACCAAAAAGUUUAGGAAAUGGCCAUAUGAUAAGAAAUAA
This is a messenger RNA of Dujonia railenensis, 1008 nucleotides long. The record is from the annotation of a GenBank genome assembly. NCBI's taxonomy places the organism in Eukaryota, Fungi, Ascomycota, Pichiomycetes, Serinales, Debaryomycetaceae.